This is a messenger RNA of Penaeus vannamei (Pacific white shrimp), 524 nucleotides long. The record is from RefSeq and is a predicted model, not a curated record. Lineage: Eukaryota; Metazoa; Arthropoda; Malacostraca; Decapoda; Penaeidae.
AUGUCACAAUCCGAGUACAAGCUCUCAUCACGAGGACUAGAAAUUAAAAUACUGGAAUUCAACCCCCAGGCCUACAAGAACAGGUUGGCUUGGGAGAAGCGGCAGCUCCCGCCUCGUGAAAGCCUUCUCCACCAGGGUAUAGACCGCAUGCUGGACACUCUAGGCCCAACGCCAUGGAAGACGAAGUGGAAAUUCUUGGGUGUGAAGACACUUACGGCUCUUAUGUGCACGGCUGCCCAGUAUAAUUGCAUCCUCACAGCAUUUUUCCUGCAACAGGCAGGGGCUCAGAGCUUCCUGUUGAGUGAGGGUGGCUGCACGUCCCUCCAUGCGGCACUCCAUUUCAAACACUGGAAUCUUGCAGCUGCCAUGGUUAAAGACAUGAGCGCAAGCCUUUACAUAUCUGACUCUUCGGGCGUUUUGCCAAAGGAUAUCAUGCCCAACUACUUACGAGAGGAGAUUGAAGAGGCUUUGCAUGCAAAAGAGAAGAGGAAAUUAGAUGAUAUGUAUGAAAACUGAAAGACGAG